This is a messenger RNA of Cordyceps militaris CM01, 2157 nucleotides long. RefSeq names its product universal stress protein. The transcript is spliced from 2 exons. Lineage: Eukaryota; Fungi; Ascomycota; Sordariomycetes; Hypocreales; Cordycipitaceae. The record is from RefSeq and is a predicted model, not a curated record. Bases 1 to 2157 code for a protein of 718 amino acids.
AUGUCGCGAACAAACAUGCCCAUGAGCAUUGAUGCCAUGCUCGACAUGGAGCGCGAGGAGGUUCUCGCUCUGCUCGAGAGUAAGAACUCGGGCAGUGCUGGAGACUCGAUGCGAUCGAGUUCCCCGUACGCCAAUCCCCCUCGCUCUCCUGUCCGGAGUAUGCUAGAUGUCGGCGACGACGAUGCCCCCUCCGCACAUGGACGUACGAGCCCGGCGCCGCAACCUCCCGUACGAAGCAUGCUCGACGUUGACUGCCCGCUCCCCCCUGCCCCGCCCAUUCGCAGCAUGCUCGACGUCGGAGGCCCUGCUGCCCUGCGACCCAGCUCCCAGACGCGAGCGCCUUAUAACAGGAGCAUGCCUAGUUCGCCAACCAUGGCCACAUCGUCGAUUUACAAGGGCUCCUCGCAGCCUUCUGGCUCUAGACUGCAUCCGCGAAGCUCUUCUGAUGCCGCAUUCAAGCCUGCAGAAUUUGGGCCGAGAAAGUCGUUGGGAAGUAAUGACCGCGUUUCAGAGUAUCAGUUUUCCGGCAUGCUGCCCAGCAGCGCCUCGGGUAACCUCCCAGGCAAGCGCCCAUCACAGGGCAAACGCACCUCUGGUGGCAGCUCGCUGGUUGAAGCUCUGCGAGGUUACGAUUUCAGCGGCCUCCAACUUCCGAGUCGUGCUAGAAACUCAUCGGCAAGUCGUCCUGGAUAUCACCAGUCCAAGUCCCCUCACAGCCGCUGGACCGACCGAUCCAAGUCACCUGCGCCACCCCGCGACCCCAAUCAAGUUAUGUUGGGUGACGGACGGAUUGUGGACAUGAACAACGCAUAUAGAAGACUCUCAGACGCCAAUCUAGCCUUUUCCUCUGGCAGCCUCUCCCAGCUCCCAAUGCGGAAACGAUCCGACGAUGCAGGAGCCGGGCGCCUGGUCAAGGACUAUCUCGGCCCCGAUGGUGAACACCUCGAAUCCAGUGACGACGAUGAGCAGGUGUCAUCAGAUGACGAGGAUCGUGGCCGUAAGAAGGCUCCACGCUCCCUGAAUCCUGAUGCAAAGGGCGAAACCGACGACGAAGAGUCUCGCUCUGGCUCCGGUGGAAGCAAACGCGCCCCUCUGAGUUUACUCGCUGCGGCCGACGAGGACCGCUCCAACAUUGCAUCGAAGCAAAGUUACCAAUAUAGAUCUCUGUUGGAGCCGGAAAUCAAGGUUACCAACACGUCUGGGGAGACAGUCAAGGCUAGCAAGGCGGGCGUGCACCCUCACACCAGCUACGAUCACAACCCGAACUCGGCAACGCAGUCCGUGAUAGAUUCGGACGAGGAGGCGGACGUGGACGACAUUAAGCGAGCACAGAAGCUGUCAUUCACCAUGACUAAUGUUCUACACAACGCCGAGGCGCAUAGAUCCAUUCGCAUCAUCUACCGUGGUGAGUACCACAAGAUUGCACAGACUGCUGAGGAUGAACACCGCCGAAUGCGCAAGUACCUAGUGGCGACGGAUUUGAGCGACGAGUCGACGCACGCGCUGGAGUGGGCGAUUGGAACGGUGAUUCGCGACGGCGACACGCUGAUUGCGAUUUACUGCGUGGACGAGGAGACGGGGGUGACGGGCGAGGGGUCUCAAGUGCCCGAUGACGCGGCGGCGAUGAAGGAGCAGGCAGCGGCCAUCAACACGGUGGCCAACACACGAAUGACGCCGGCGCCACUCAGCCCGGUGACGGAGUUUAGGAAGCUGCACCGGCGCGACGACUCAUCGGGUACGACUGGCAGCUCGCCAGCGCCGGUGGCGCGCGGGGAUCGGACCAAGACGGAGGAGGAGCGGGAGCGGGCGAUUCAGGGCAUGACGGAGAAGAUUUUGCGGUUGCUCCGCAAGACGAAGUUGCAGGUGCGGGUGAUUGUCGAGGUGUUGCACUGCAAGAACCCGCGGCACCUGAUUACCGAGGUGAUUGACCUGGUGAAUCCGACGCUUGUGGUGAUAGGCAGCCGCGGCAGAAGUGCACUCAAAGGUGUCAUCUUGGGUUCGUUUUCCAACUAUUUGGUGACCAAGAGCUCGGUACCCGUCAUGGUUGCUAGAAAACGACUACGCAAACAGAGCAAGUAUAAGCAAAAAGCGAUUCGGCAGGUCAACAACCUGAGCAACCCGGCAGCACGAAGCCUCGCAAGCGCCAAGAUUGACUAG